UCAUAUUCGACUAAUCUUCAUACCAGCACAUUUGACAUAAUUCAAGACCCGAGUAUGGAGUGGCCUUUGGGUCCCACGAGCCAUUCUACGCGUACGGUCCCCCCAUCAACACCAGGGCACAUGCGUUCUAGCAUGUGUUGCCAGUCGAAAUGGGUGACAUCCUUCGCUUUGACCAGAGUGCAGCAAUGGAAAGGACUGAGUCGGCUCCAGAGUCAUCUCUUGCGACCCUGGAUCAUCUAUAGGAUAUAAACCAGGCUUCGACAUCCUCACUAUCCCACCUCCAUCAACCUGGUUCUACCCACAGACAACCACCGGAUAGAUCCCGAUCCAUUUCAUCCAUCACCAUGCUGGGCCAGCUGUUCUCUCCACUAUCCACACCACUGGACUGCCGGCAACCAAUGCCGGCCUGGUUUCUUCCCUCGUUUCUCGCCACGGGCUCAAUCACCUGUCUCCUCCCUACGAAAAGCAAAUGGGUACGGCUGGCGGUCGGUGCUCCGAUUUUUGCCGGCCUCUUGCUUCACGCACCCAGCUACACCACGGGCGAAGUUUCUCUCGACUUCGUCACCGGAGUCUUCAUGACAGGAGCCGUCAUCAAAUGGUUGGACUUUGCUGUCUUCCAUAACCCCGUUCGCUCGUUCUGGCGGGUGGCCGAUAGUCGCCCUCGCGCGAAGCCCGGCAAACCCGAUCUGGAAGCACAGAAGAUUAUUGAAUCCAAGCCUCUGAGCGCCCAGGGGCCGAUCAUUGUCGAUUACAAAGCACCCUCUGCCAACCAAGGUGCACGCCAGACCCCAGACCAUCUGGUUCUAGUCAAGACGAAAGAAAACAAACCACCCGUCGCCACCGCUACCGUUGUGUACACGAAAGACGUCACGCUUGCCAACCCGGACAUUCCUGUCGGCCCUGGUGAGAACGCAUCUUGGCUGGAGCGGUUGCGAUGGAGUGUGGGCUUGUGGUUGACGACUCGAGGCAUCGGAUGGAACUGGAAGGUUUCCAAUGUUCCGGAGCCCGUUGCGCCGGGAUAUCCUCGUCUGAAAUUUUUGCGUCACACUAUUCAUCGAUUCCUCUUCUCUUAUCUGGCUCUAGACUUUGUUCACGCCUGCAUCCGCUGGUAUGCCUUGAGCAAGGGAGGCGAGACGCCUGACAUUUUCUCCGAGGGGCUUCUGGUGCGCAGCGUGGUUGGUUGGUUUGGCGCUUUGGAGACCUACAAUGCCCUACAGUUGCCCUUCUAUCUAGUUGCGACGCUCACCACAGCGCUGGGUAUUUGCCGGCCAGAGCAGUGGCCUAAUUUGAUGGGAUCCUUCAGCAGCCAGAUGUGGAGUGUCCGACAGGUCUGGGGUAAAUGCUGGCAUGGCCAUCUCCGACGCGUGGUAGUCGAACCGUCCAAGAUUCUAGCCGAUUUCCUCCAACUCCCGAAAGGGUCCCUUAUCCGCAAGUACACGCAGCUGUUUGUCUCCUUUUACAUCUCCGCUCUCACACACCAUGCGGGGGCCUAUCUUGUUGGCCGUAAUCAUGGUGGUAUGUAUUAUCUCUGGCUGGGCCAGGCGGUGGUCAUCAUGCUGGAAGACUUGGUGAUCUACUAUGGAAAACGUUGGGGUAUCAAAGACAGUCCGUAUCUGCAACUCUUGGGUAAGGUCUGGGUAUGUGUGUGGUUCUGCCUACCGACCAACUUUCCCACCGGGGCCGGCGUGGUGAUCAAUAACGGAUCGGGGCUUGAUCCUCCUCCAUUUAACUUCUCCACAUCUGCUCAGUUCCCUGCCUCCUCAUGGGCUUCCAGGAGCCUAUUCACAUUUGCUGCCGAUCGGGCUGCCGUCUUUUGGAUGUUGAGCAAAGCGCUGAGCGUUGUCGAGGCCAGUAGCUGGCGAGACGGCGUUGAAGCGGCGGCGGGAGUUACCGGAGCCUUGGUUUGGAAAUACGGUCAGGCUGCUUGACUGUUUGGACUUUUUCUUAUCGAUCCCCUUAUCUUCCAAGUACUACCUUGGCGUGUGGAGUGAAGUUCGCAGGAAUCUUCGGAGUAUGGAGUUCUUUCUUCUUUUUGUUGUGUCAUACAUAAUUGGCCUGUUGAAAUGUCACUUCUACAUUCUAGAUUCAGAAAAUGCACAACUAUCUGUUAUUACA
Messenger RNA from Aspergillus sclerotioniger CBS 115572, 2115 nucleotides. Its product is annotated as wax synthase family protein. Gene Ontology annotation, biological process: lipid metabolic process. NCBI's taxonomy places the organism in Eukaryota, Fungi, Ascomycota, Eurotiomycetes, Eurotiales, Aspergillaceae. Bases 399 to 1928 code for a protein of 509 amino acids. The record is from RefSeq and is a predicted model, not a curated record. The transcript is spliced from 4 exons.